This is a messenger RNA of Aspergillus calidoustus, 2952 nucleotides long. Lineage: Eukaryota; Fungi; Ascomycota; Eurotiomycetes; Eurotiales; Aspergillaceae. The record is from the annotation of a GenBank genome assembly.
AUGAAUGCCUGGCCCCUUGACGCCUCGAACCUCCCAAACCAUGAAAAUGGUGCUUUCCAUCAGGCGACCAUUGACCCUUCUGCCGCUUUUCUCCACGCCUCUCCUACUCCCGAUCCAAACCAGUUCCAGCGCAUGUUCAACAAUGGCGUACCGAGGAAUGCGUCUCCUGGAUUCGCCAACCCCAACCAGGUAAUUCCAUCUAAGCGGCCACGCCCGGAAGAUGGCAUGUCAAUGUCGCCUAGACAAGCUCCUGGAGGACUUGCUUCCCGGUCACAGACGCCUCACCAGGUCCCUUUCCCCGGGUACCAAGGACCAGUAAAUGGAGCACCUCAAUUCCCCCACCCCGGACAGUACCAGCACCUUCAACAAGGCGCCUCUACAAAUGUAUCUCAGUCCCCGAUUAUGCAAGAUUUCGAUCAGCAUGGCGCGCAACGGCUGGGCACUGCUUCUCCAAGCCCUUUCUCUCCCGCAGGACCACAUGUCGGAUCCCAGAUGUCCCCAUCGCAAUCCGAUCACCCAAGCAGAGUGAAUACACCCCAAAAUAACACCUUUAUGCCCGGUCAGCACUUCCCUCAAGGAAUGGGGCCCCAGUUCACACCUACACCUGCAAUGACAUCUGCCACCGUCCAAGCCCCCAUGCAAGCGCAAUUUGGUGGCAUGCCACAAGGAUACCCGCAAGCUCUCGCCGCGCAGCAGCAGCAACAGCGAAUGCAUGCCAUGCAGAUGCAGAACCCAAAUCGCGCGAUGAGCGUGAACCCGGCAAUGGGUGGCCGCCCGAUGGUAGCAGGGAUGAACUCUAUUGCGAACCCUCAGCAAAUGGCCGCCAUAAGACAGAUGCAGCAAAAUAUGCAGAAGCCUCCCAACCCCGAAGGAUUCAUGCGCUCUUUGCAGAAGUUCAUGAUGUCAAGGAACCUACCUCUUGAUCCUAACCCUGUUGUUUCGGGCCGUCCAGUCAACCUCGUGCAGCUCUACGCGACAGUCAUGAAACUGGGAGGAUCGAAGAAGAUUACGGCCGCAAAUAUGUGGCCAGUAAUAGCUCAACAGCUCCAGUUUCCUCCGAUGCAAUUCCCAAUGGCUGUCCAGGAGAUUCGAGAUCACUAUCAACGGAACCUCGGUGCCUAUGAGCAGGCUUUUCUCAGUACUCAGCAAAAACAGUUUGCGGACCAAGCUCAGCAGCCUUCAAUAUCGCGACAGCCUAGUGAUCCAUCUGCUAUGCAGUUUCCCUCGCCAGCGGUCAAACAAGGCUUCGAGACUCCUCAACAACUUGGACAAGCCUCCCCCAUAAGUGCGUCGACACCAAAUAAUGUGCCACAAAAUGUCGCAAAUGGUUUCGCAACGCCGACACCAGUCAAAUCGCAACAUAAACAACAGCAAAGCCAACAUCGUCUUAGCGUCUCACGGCAGUCCCAGCCACCCGCCACACCACAUGACCUCAACGGCCAAUUAUCCACCCAAUCUCCCAUCCCAUCUGAGAAAGGACCAGGGUCUGUAGUCGGCAAGCCCUCUGAUGAGGUUGAUCAGUCCUUCAACCAGCCUCUCGGACGGCCGAUAGGAGAUACGUUCAAGCCAAUGGUACUCACAGAUCAUAAGCUUCACGGGCCUAUUUCAGUGAGUGAGAUGUACCAGCUUGGUGAGGAUCUUUCAAGGUUAAAACCGAACGUGCCAUCUUUUGCCGAGCUCGGUGUAAUUGACAUCCAUGCGUUGACGAUGAGCAUAAAGUCUGGAAUUCAUGCUGAGAUGCGCAUGGCCUUAGACACUCUUGUUUCGAUGUCUUCCGAACCCGCAGUCCAAAUAUCAUUGGAUAACUGUGAGGAUUUAGUUGAGAGUCUGAUAGAGUGUGCCGAAGAACAGGCCGAGUUUCUUGCAGAGUACGCACCGGAGGUUUCCGAUAUGAUGCUUCUGCCAUCUUACGAAGAGAUCAAGCGCGGCUGCCAGUCCGAGUGGACAUCUUUGACCACAGUUUCCGAGUUCGGAAGCACCGAGUACGAGCUCGAUCGGGCUGUCGACAGGCUCAUCUGUAUUACCACGAUUAUGCGCAACUUCUCAUUUCUCGAGCAGAAUUUUGAUAUUCUAUCGACGCCUCCUAUUGUUGAAUUCAUCUCAACAAUCAUCCGUUAUCUCGGCACGAGAAACAUGCUCCUCCGAACACAUCAGAAUACGCUGGAUUUCAUGAAGGAUACUGUUACGUAUCUAAGUAACGUGGCCCAUGCCAUCCAUCUACCAAGCAAGGAGGAGGCUCUCUGCCUUCUGCACUUCCUUCUGUCAUUUGCUCCCUUCCCGGGGCCUGCUAUUGCAUCGGACAACGUCAUGUUCACAGCCUAUAACCCUUCCGUUCACAAGUAUACUCCCGCUGCUGUUGAUAGUUUAGCGAAGCUACUUGCACGGGAUGAACCGAACCGGACCUUCUUCCGGUCAAUAUUUUCCGGGGAUGGUGUCUCCACUGCCCAACAGGAGCUUCUUACCCGUGCUUUUGGUCUUGCCAUUUGCCCCAUUCCCGAUCAACCACGGAAGCCCCUGGCGAUAGCGGAUAUUCGCAAAGUUUUCCUCAUGCAGGGACUUUUGGCUGCGGACAUUCUGUCAGGAUUCGCCGAAGGGACAACAGCCAAGGCGUGGCUUGAGUCUGUCGAUGGUUUCGCCAUACAUCUCCUCCGCCUUUCCUGCCUGCUUAGCACAGAACGUGUACCUCCACCACCUCAAAACACCCGCCAAACUCAUGCUGCGAGAGCACAGGCUGAAGCUGAGGCGGAGGCUUACGGUUCCAUCAUCAACCGAGGCUUGGCGAUUCUUCGACGCCUGGCUGAGAAGUCGAAGUAUGCCGAUACCGACUCAACCAUGCGGUUUCCUUCUGGAAUCCUUCCCAAAAAGGAAAGCCUACUUGGUGCACUGCUGAUGCAAAACGUCGACCCAGGUGUCGUCCGGCAAUUGAUAACGUAUGCACGGCUGGCAGAGUGA